UGUUUCCGAAAAGUGAACGUUUCACGAGUCAACAGCAACGUCUUUCGAGAAGUUCUAGGCGCUGUUUGCGACAUUUUUCCUUCUUUUAUCCGUCAUCCUAUGUUUUAUGUGAUGAAAUAACUUCAGUUAGCGUUUAUUUUCAAGAUUAGUGUUCAUAGUCGUAAUUAAGUAAUCGCUAGAUUACGAUAUAAGCUAAUAUGGGCGACGAAAGCCACCCGAAAACUCUCUACGUCGGUAAUUUAGACGCGAGUGUGACAGAAGAUUUCCUAUGCGCGUUGUUCGGGCAAAUAGGCGAGGUAAAAGGCUGUAAGAUAAUACGCGAACCCGGCAACGAUCCAUAUGCAUUUCUUGAGUUUACAAGUCACUCGGCGGCGGCUACGGCCCUGGCCGCCAUGAACAAGCGAGUGUUUCUCGAGAAGGAAAUGAAGGUUAACUGGGCUACCAGUCCUGGUAAUCAACCAAAAACGGAUACGAGUAACCAUCAUCACAUAUUCGUAGGCGAUUUGUCACCAGAGAUUGAAACCCACAUAUUACGUGAGGCGUUUGCGCCUUUCGGAGAGAUCUCUAACUGUAGAAUAGUUCGCGACCCACAAACGCUCAAAUCUAAGGGUUAUGCUUUCGUAUCCUUUGUUAAGAAAGCAGAUGCUGAAGCAGCAAUUCAAGCAAUGAACGGCCAAUGGUUGGGAUCACGCUCUAUACGCACGAACUGGUCAACGCGCAAACCGCCAACAAAUAGGCCAAAUGAAGGUGCUCCAAGUAGCAAGCGGGCCAAGCAGCCGACAUUUGAUGAAGUCUAUAACCAGAGUUCACCUACUAAUACAACUGUAUAUUGUGGAGGAUUUACAAGUAAUGUUAUAACUGAGGAUCUUAUGCAAACAACAUUCUCACAAUAUGGCCAGAUACAGGAUAUAAGAGUAUUCAGGGACAAAGGAUAUGCUUUCAUUAGGUUCACAACAAAAGAAGCAGCAGCACAUGCUAUUGAAGCUACACAUAAUACAGAAAUUAGUGGACAUACAGUUAAAUGUUUCUGGGGAAAAGAAAAUGGAGGUGGAGAAAGUCAGAGUUCCAAUAACACGCCCGCCCCACCGGCCGCAGUAGCGUCGCAACCGCAAUAUCCAUAUCCCUAUCAGCAAGGCAUGGGAUACUGGUAUGCUCAGGGCUACCCGGCGCUACAAGGCUACAUGGCUCCUGGCUACUACCAACAAUACACCGCUGCCUACAGCAACCCGCAGGCUGCCGCUGCUGCCGGAUACCGCAUGAGCAUGCCGGGCGGCGGCGCGGGCGGCGCGGGCGGCGCGUGGGCGGGGCAGCCGCCCGUCAUGUACUCGGCCGCCAUGCCGUCGGCGCAGUACCCCUCGCAGUAACGCCCGCCCUCCGGAGAUAAGACAAUAUUCUCGAUAGAAGUGGACGCUGUUAUCGGAUUUAGUGCCGGCGUCUGAUCGUCGUGCGAUGUUGUCGACGCGAACUUUUUCAAUUUCGAAUAAGGUUCAUUCGAUUUCAAAUGGAAUUUGUUCGACGUUGAACGAUAACGACCCGUCUCGCCGGCUCGUUGUAACUAAAUCCGAUAACAGUCCUGUUAUACUGUGCGUUUUAUACGGUUUAUGUCUUACGUUUUUAUAUGUGGGUAGGUGAAUGAUGUAAGCUCACCGCUGAGGCGCGCCUACUCGAUUCACAGAAACGUGGACAUUAUAUCAAUGUGCUACGAUGGAAUUUCCGAAAUUGUACACUCAAUUGAUUACAAUUUGGAAAUUCUGUCCUAAAUUAAUAAUGCCAUAGUUUAAACGUUAAUGUUUUACUGUAAGUUGAUACGGUGUAAAGGAUGUAUAAGUCUAAACAUAAUGGUAUUUUUCAUUAUAUGCGUUUACCUCAUAUGUUGUUUGUAUGUGAAUCAGGGUUUGUUUUAAAGUUUCCUGCUAGUACCCAAAAAAAGUGAGACUUCGACAACAUAUGUGGUAAAACAUGAGCAAUAAGUCUAUUUUCUACCUCCAUAUAAAAUUGUAAGACUGAACGACCUACACGGUAAAGUAGUGUAAUAGGUUCUUAAAUACCUACUUCUUUUAUUAAGAAUAUUCUCUUGGAAUUGUCCGGUCUCAAUCUGGUCUAUACAGUUUGGAAGUUGACUUUGGCAGAGCGAUACAAUAGAGUUUAAUGUCAUCGGCCUCACAUGAUUUAGAUCUAGAGAUGCUCAUGUCUUUUCAGAUAUGAUUUAAAAGGAAUUAUGUUGAUUUACAGAUAAAAGUUUUAUAACAAAAAAAUUGAUACAUGUAUAUCAGAAUGCAAAAACCGAUUUAUUUUCAAGACUUACAAAAUGUCUGCAAGCACUAUUGAUCGCCUGCCAAGCGAUGUAGUAAGCGUAGUAGUGCCAAUAUAGUUUCCUUUUAAGGCUUGUUUGCUUUCUCAACGUUAUUUAUAAUUUACAACCGCCUUGAAGAGGCUAAUAUUCAGUUUGGUAUUUGUCUAAACACGUGGGUUUAAUUUUACAUUUUUGUUUGUAGCAUGUACUGUCCGAAGCAUGCAUUGUCAAGUGCCUCUUGGUGAUUAACCUAUCACCUAUAAUACAGUUAGCGUACAAAUAGUGCAACGAUUAAUAUAAGAUAUUUACCUAGCGAAUACCGAACAGAAUAUGUUUAAUUGUAAUAGACUUUCAGGAUUUGAUCUUCAUCCCACCCGUGUAUUGUGGUCAGAAACUAUAAACCAAAACAGAGAUAUGAUAAUUGUCUAAAUAUACUCAUUUCUUCUCUGCCUUAUAUAAAUUUGUGCACAGUCUUAGUGUUUAAUUAAAUCCUACCCUGGGCUCUAAUCACGGAAGGUGCAAUAGAGUCUUAGUGAGAUUAUAACUUUGGCAUUACUACUAAAGAUUCGAUGUUUAGUUUUGGAUGGAAUUUCAGUGUUAUUUAAAUUUUGAUAUAUACUGAAUUUACGUCUGAUCGUAAUGUUGAAACUUGAUAAUCUAUCUUGUGAAGAUCUUAUACGCGAUUUUAGUUUAGGCGAUAUAGAUUAUCGUAUUGACAAAGCGCUGGCCACACCGAGGGCGGGAAAGCAUUCUGACACCUUCGAUUUCUCAAUGCUAUGAUUUUUUAAAAACCUGUUUGAAUGGAGAAAGGAUCCCCCAUUUAUUUCUUAAACACACAAACCAUUUACUUUUUUUCCAUAAACGUGUCCAAGCAUCUUUUAUUUUCAAAGUUUAUUCAUAUAUUUGCCCACUUAAAAACGUUAAGACUCCGUUACCUAGCUUUUUCGCUACCUGUGUGGUCCCCGCUUUACUUCGCGAGAUAGGAUGUCCUUACUACACGUGCAUCCAUCACAGAAUGGACAGUUGGUUUGCAAUGAUCCCUGUUGGCGGCAACACAAGAUUUGAACAGCAUACAAUUCGAUUACGCCUGAAGUAGAUAUUUAGUAAAGGCAACUUAUUAUAUGCUGGCAAAAAUCUUCUAUCAAAAUGGCUCGUGUAUAAUAGAGAGAUUACAUUUCUCCAUCCUUCCUAUCUUACUUACAUUUAUCUGUGUUGACAGAGAUUAUUGUAGACCAACAAUUGUAUUAUAUAAUAGGGAUCCCCUAGAGGGAUUUAAGGAAUCCCCCAUCCGAUGAUUGAGGGGACUUCACAUCCGGACUUGUAUCGUUGAUACAAACGCACACAAGUGUCUUCAACAAUAGUCAAUGUUUUUUUUUUACCAAGUUCUACACUCCAUGGACUGCCGUCCCGAAUAUUGCGGCGUUGUCAUACAUAUCUUCGAGACGUGGACAACGGCUCGCUAAAAUAUGUCGCGUGGACGCCACCAAACUACGAUGGACCUGACUUCUAAUUACAAGCAAUAGUUGAGAACAUAUAGUCAAUUUAAGAACAGGAUACCUAUAAAAAGAUAUGUCAAUGUGGAUGAGCGCAUCAGGUCCACCGUUAGUUCCCAACGGAACGUCGCAGCGCUGUCCUGCGACGCCAAAGUUACGUUUACGCCUCCCUUGUUAGUCGACCUAUAUAGAUAGGACAUAACGAAAUAAAUUAUAAAUUUUUAAAAGAUAAAUAUAUAAGGGGAGUUGUGUCGCGAGUGUCCUCGUGUACAUACGUUGAUAUUUAUUGGCGCUCUGCGCUCGCAGACUGAGAUAUGCCCGAGACUCCUCGACGACGCGCCAGAGAGUUUGACGUAUUUAUAAUAUUAAGUUCGACACUGUUGUUUUGUUUGACCUUGUUAUGAUUUAUUGUAUGGAAACACUGGUAAGUCAAUAAAACAGUGGGACUGGGAAUGGGUGUUUGAUUUACCGAUAUAUAUUUAUGAACGACUAUAUAACUAUGUAUUAUGUUUAUUUCUGGGUCCAAAUUUUUAUACAAACGUCGACUCGGUAGCCUGUGAUUGAAGUCUGCACAAUAUACAUUCGGAUGACGAAAUUAUUGUAAAUUCUUAAAGGUCAUUUUGUAAAAGGAAAAAAUAAAUAGUUAAGUUUACAAUUA
Messenger RNA from Amyelois transitella, 4444 nucleotides. It is a transcript of the gene Rox8, whose product is annotated as nucleolysin TIAR. Gene Ontology annotation, molecular function: RNA binding. The record is from RefSeq and is a predicted model, not a curated record. NCBI's taxonomy places the organism in Eukaryota, Metazoa, Arthropoda, Insecta, Lepidoptera, Pyralidae. The transcript is spliced from 4 exons. Bases 198 to 1364 code for a protein of 388 amino acids.